Molecule: messenger RNA, 1976 nt
Organism: Carassius auratus (goldfish)
Lineage: Eukaryota; Metazoa; Chordata; Actinopteri; Cypriniformes; Cyprinidae
Product: gastrula zinc finger protein XlCGF17.1-like
Exons: 2
Coding region: 502-1383 (293 amino acids)
Biological process (GO): regulation of transcription by RNA polymerase II
Cellular component (GO): nucleus
Molecular function (GO): DNA-binding transcription factor activity, RNA polymerase II-specific; RNA polymerase II transcription regulatory region sequence-specific DNA binding
Source: RefSeq, a predicted model, not a curated record
UGCAGGAACCUGAUCGAGAGCAGAGGAGAAGAAAUCACCGUUAAGGAAGAACCAAACUCUGUAAAGGAAGAACAAGACACUGAUGAUGAAGAACAACACACUGUAAAGGAAGAACAACACACUGAUGAGGAAGAACAACACACUGAUGAGGAAGAACAAAACACUGAUGAGGAAGAGGAGGCUUAUGAAGAUCAGAAUAAUGAUGAGGAUGAUGACUUUGUUCCUUCAGAUGACAACGCUGGUUCAUCUUCUGAUGGAGAAACUGCCUCCACUUCCAAAGACCAAUGGACAGUGACAGACUGUGGAGAAACAUUGAGCAAGCAUAGUCAUUUAGCAACACAGGAGAUAAACUACACAAAACCGAAAGACUUCAGCUGCAACAUAUGCAACAUCAGUUUUCCAACCUUCAAAGAGAAGAGACUUCAUUCAAAAGAGCACAGCGUGAAGAAGGAGUUUCGCUGUGAACAGUGCGGGAAGGAUUUUUUCACCACUCCUUAUAAUAUGAAAGCUCAUAUAAAGACACACGAAGAAAAGUCUCUUCAGUGCAACGAAUGCAACAAGUAUUUCCGCAAUAAACGAGAUCUUUCAAGUCAUAAGAGAAUUCACACGGGUGAAAAACCGUACAAGUGUCCUCAAUGUGAGAAGAGCUUCAGGCAGACAUAUCAUUUGAAGAGACAUCUACUCACGCACAGCAAUGAGAGACCGUAUCAGUGCAAUGAAUGUGGAAAACCUUUUAGAAGCUUAGCGUCACUAAAUGUACACCAAAAAAUGCACUCUGAUGACAAACCGUAUCAGUGCCCUCACUGUGAGAAGAGCUUCAAAUAUGGAAUCAGUCUGAAGAACCAUGUGUUAAUGCACAAAAAUGAAAGACCGUUUCAGUGCAGUGAAUGUGGGAAAACUUUUACAAACUCUGCUUCUCUAAAGUUACACCGAAAAAUGCACUCUGAUGACAAACCGUAUCAGUGUUCACACUGUGAGAAACGUUUCUAUCAUUCGACUCACAGAAAAUCUCAUGAGCGGACUCACACUGGAGAGAAACCGUACCUGUGCUCCGACUGUGGGAAGAGCUUCGCUAGUUCAUUUGCUUUCAAAAUUCAUCAGAGAAGUCACACCGGAGAAAGACCUUAUCCCUGUAGUAAUUGUGGAAAGAGUUUCUAUAAGCUAAAUGACGUAAAACUACACCAGAGGACUCAUACAGGAGAAAAACCUUUUAAAUGCUCACUUUGUGACAAGACUUUCGCCGUAUCAACUUCCCUGAAGACCCAUGAACGAAUACAUACAGGAGAGAAACCUUACUGCUGCUCCAUCUGCGGAGAGAGAUUCGCUUUUAAAUGGAGCUUUCAGAGCCACAAGAAGAAGCACGCUGCUCCAGAAUCAUCAUAGCUUCAUCAGGCAGACUGGCCACUUGGACAUUCUGGAGAAGUCCAGAACAGACGCUAAUCCAUCUGAUGGCAGUCGGCUUAAGAAAAUGUGUCAGAUUAAGUAAUGUUGAUGGCCAACAAAAGGGGUUGCUAAUGCAAUCUAUAUUUGCUGAUAACAUUUUUUUUUACUUUCCCGAAGGAGAGUGGCUCAUGUUGGCAAGCAAAAGACGUAAAGAUAAAGGCAGUUGAGGAGAAGCUUAAAGGAAAAAAAGUGAACAGUUACAUCAUGUUACCUUUGUUAGCCUCUCUCACUAGGCUACAUGGCAUGUAGCCUAUAGCACUGUGGUAAAAUCCCAGGACACCCCGAUAGCCUGAGCGUCCACUGCUAUUUAUCACUCUGCAUCAUCUGGCAUGAAUAUCCAUUCAUUCAUAUAGAGACCGCAGCGAUACUACAACGGGUCAAUUUUAGUUGAUACAAUAGGCUUAUACAUUUAUUUCAGUCCUAAUUUAUAAUGGUUUUACUUAUUGUAAUGAAAAUUUUAUUGGUUUUAAUGGAAACUGUAAGAGCGCCUGUUGGUCUCUACUGGUAAUUGGUCACCUUCUAAUCAUGGUUUU